This is a messenger RNA of Strongylocentrotus purpuratus (purple sea urchin), 3573 nucleotides long. RefSeq lists its product as uncharacterized. Lineage: Eukaryota; Metazoa; Echinodermata; Echinoidea; Camarodonta; Strongylocentrotidae. Bases 357 to 3530 code for a protein of 1057 amino acids. The transcript is spliced from 10 exons. The record is from RefSeq and is a predicted model, not a curated record.
UUGAUUUUACGAACCGUCAUAAACCACUUUUUUCUGUCAAAUUUCCGAAAUUCAGAUUUUUAUACAUUUUGAAAGCCUGUCCUCCACUCUAUCGACUGGCGAAAUUUGAGACCAUAAUUCGGUUUAUUUUAAGAAUAAGAGCAAAUUCAAAUUUCACCGAAAACGUCCUAUCGCCUCGAGUAAUUUUACGAAGUGACCUAAACCUUCGUGACUGUUCGUAAAAUCACAGUUGGCGCGCUAUGUUUUGUUACGAUCCGUCCUAUCCAGUGUAAACAAGACCACGGACUCAUCGAACUUUACUUACAAGGGAAAUCACACUAUUUUCAGGAGCUGAUCGCCGUGGAACAAAUCCUUGCAUGGAUGAGAUUGAUGUGGUGGUCCAGUGGGACCGCGACAAGUCCAAAAACACAGUGGCCUUGAACGACCUGGUGCUGAGGAAGAAUGCUUCCCUGAAAAUUGGAGCUACUGUAAAGAUGAAAUGGAGAAAGGGGUGGUGGAAAGGGAGGGUGGAGCAAAUCAUCUCUAACCGUGAAGAGGAGCCGAUGGACAUUGAGGGGGAAGGCAUGACCGAAGAAGAUGAUAGUGAGGAAGAUGAAGAGGAUGAUGAUGAAAAUGUACCAUUGGCAUCAUAUGUGAAACGCAUCUGCUCCAUUCCACAAAUCGAAGAAAUGGAAGUCUUCACAGAGUUAAGUGCAGGAGGUCAAGGCUAUGCAGUCCAACAAGAACAGCCUCGUACUGUAGUCCAGAGUCACCUUGCAGAAGAGCUAAUGGAUACUGAGGUGGAAGAGAUUACUGAAGAGGAAGAUAGUGAGGAUGAUGAUGAAAAUGUACCAUUGGCAUCAUAUCGAAGGGUAACACUGAUCGAAGGCGGAGAAGGCUGUGCCGUCCAGCCAGACCAUCCCUUUACAGUAGUCCAGAGUCACCUGGAAAAGAACUCCCUCCUUGAAGAAUGUCCCAGGCUCCCCCCAAAAUCUGCAACAGUGCAGGAACAAGGAAGGGUAACACUGAUCGAAGGCGGAGAAGGCUGUGCCGUCCAGCCAGACCAUCCCUUUACAGUAGUCCAGAGUCACCUGGAAAAGAACUCCCUCCUUGAAGAAUGUCCCAGGCUCCCCCCAAAAUCUGCAACAGUGCAGGAACAAGGAAGGGUAACACUGAUCGAAGGCGGAGAAGGCUGUGCCGUCCAGCCAGACCAUCCCUUUACAGUAGUCCAGAGUCACCUGGAAAAGAACUCCCUCCUUGAAGAAUGUCCCAGGCUCCCCCCAAAAUCUGCAACAGUGCAGGAACAAGGAAGGGUAACACUGAUCGAAGGCGGAGAAGGCUGUGCCGUCCAGCCAGACCAUCCCUUAACAGUAGUCCAGAGUCACCUGGAAAAGAACUCCCUCCUUGAAGAAUGUCCCAGGCUCCCCCCAAAAUCUGCAACAGUGCAGGAACAAGGAAGGGUAACACUGAUCGAAGGCGGAGAAGGCUGUGCCGUCCAGCCAGACCAUCCCUUUACAGUAGUCCAGAGUCACCUGGAAAAGAACUCCCUCCUUGAAGAAUGUCCCAGGCUCCCCCCAAAAUCUGCAACAGUGCAGGAACAAGAUAUUCAUGAUCCAGACCAGCCAAGUUGUGAAAGCCUCCUUUGUGAAGGUGAGGUGUUUGCUGCUUGUUUCAGAUGCCAAGCUUUACUAUGUUUUGAACAUUUUGAUAAUAGUGAAGAAUGUGAUUGCCAUGGUCUGAAUACCCAAGAUCCAUAUCUUGAGAAUUUCCAAGUUGAUGGUUAUGAUGAAAUCCUCGUACAAGAACAUGAGAAAAACUGCAAUGAAAAUGUGCAUUUGUCAAAAUCUGGAUCUGUAAAAUCAAAAAAUAAGAUUGUUAAGGAACUUCGAAACAAAGGUGAGCCCUACCUAUCAGAAAAAUCAAGAAAAACAAUGGCAGGACGUAAAAAUCUGCCAUUCAAGAAAUGUGAUAGUUACAUGUGCGAGCUAAAAAGACUUGAAUGUAACAUCAUCACUCAAGAAGUCAUGAAAAACGUACGAGAGGAUUUCUAUGGAUUGGGUACUCUGACUGGGCAAAGGGAGUACAUAGCUAGACACAUCAGCACUACUCCUAACAAGAAAGGAUUACGUAAGAACUUAACCUAUUUCCUGCCAAGUCCUAUUAACCCUGGGCAUAGAUUGCCAGUGUGCCAAAAGACUUUUCUUACUACACUCGGCAUAAGUACUCGCCAAGUAAGAACGGUCUUGGCCAAAACCUGCAACAAGACAGGUACAAUGGAAAAAGAUAGGCGAGGGGGCAAACAAAAUCUGGAUCCCACACAAAAGGAAAAGAUCAUUACUCACUUACACAAAUUCCCAAGAGUGCCAUCUCACUAUUGUCGUGCGAAUUCAGAAUUCACUUAUGUUGCUCCAGACCUCACAAAGGCAAUAAUGUAUCAAUUAUUUGUGAAGGAACAUGGAAAUUGUGCCUCACGAAGUACGUAUGUAAAAGCAAUGAAAUCAAUGAAAAUCAAGAUCCACAAACCAAAAAAAGACAUGUGUGGAUUGUGUUCAAAUUACACCAAUGCUCAGGGUCAGCUGAAGGAAGAUCUAAAAGAGGUAUACGAUGCACAUAGGGCAGAGGUAGAGAAGGUCAGGGGUUUGAAGGCACAGAGCAAAGAGAAAGCAAUUUCAUCUGACCAGUUUGCCAGUGCUGUAUUUGACCUUCAACAAGUCAUGUACUUGCCAAAGUCCAAUAGAAGUGAAAUAUUCUAUAAGAGACGACUUGCUUGUUACAAUUUGACUGUAUAUGAUUUUGAAAAAAGAGAUGGACUUUGUUACUUGUCUAAUGAAACAAUAACCAAAAGAGGAUCGAAUGAAAUUGCUUCCUACCUUCUAGACUACCUCAGAGAAGUUGACAAAAAAGGCGUAAAGGAAGUAGACUUCUACAGCGAUGGAUGUGCUGGUCAAAACAGAAAUUCGGUCCUGCCAGCAAUGGCUAUGGCUUUCAUGAAGGAAUGUACAAAUGUAGCAGUAAUCACUUUUCAUUACUUUGAGAAAUGCCAUGGGCAAAGUGAGUGUGAUUCAAUCCAUUCCCAUAUAGAGCAAAGGCUCUCAAAAUCACAUGAACUUAUGCACCCUGUCCAACUUUCCUCCAUCAUCAGAGAAGCUAGAUCAAACCCAGGUCCUUACAGGGUCAAGUGUGUCAGGACCCAAGACAUCUUGUCCUGGCGAUCAUACUCCCAGCAGCUGGGUAUUCUUAGAACGAGGACAUCGGAUGAGGGUGUUUCUGUAGACUGGACUAUGUUCAAACAGGUUCAGCUCAAGAAGGAAUGUCCCAUGCAAAUCUUUUUCAAGACUUCACAUUUACAGGAUCAGUAUAACACACUCUCUAUAGGCCAGGGUCGUCGUAGAAACCCUGCACAGUCUCUACAGCUUCCUGGUCAGCUUUAUGAGAGUAGACCGAAGCUCUCUCAGGAGAAGUAUGGUGACCUCGUCAGUCUGUGCAGGGGAUCUACUCCAGUGAUAAUUCAACCAGAACUUGUUGAAUACUACGAAAAUCUUCCUCAUUGAAGCACUGAAUAUACAUAUUAAUUUUCCUAUAUUUGUAUUUGUU